AUGAAGUCCAUCUUCACUGUUCUUCUGUCCUUGGUGACGCUCUCCACCUGCCACUACACAUUCCCCGCCCUCGUGGUGAACGGAGUGUCGACUGGCGACUGGGUGAGCGUCCGAAGGACGAACAACUUCCAGACCAACGCACCCGUCACCAAUGUGAACAGCCCCGACUUCCGGUGCUACACCUCCUCGACCACGGCGCAAACUGCUACAGUGACGGCUGGGUCCCAGCUUGGGUUCAGGUUGAGCCAGGCUAUCUAUCACGCUGGUGUGGCGAAUGUAUACAUGGCGAAGGCACCCGGCAGCGUUAAUGGAUGGGACGGAAGCGGGCAGGUCUGGUUCAAGGUGGCCCAAGUCUCAGCGGUUACGAAUGGCGGCAGCUCCAUCUCGUUCCCCACCGAUAACCAAAGCCAGAUCAAUUUUACCGUCCCGAGGAACCUCCCGGACGGCGAGUACCUGGUCCGUGUUGAGCACAUCGCGCUGCACAGCGCUUCGAACGUCGGAGGAGCGCAAUUCUACAUCAGCUGUGCCCAAGUCAAGGUGACCAACGGAGGAAAUGGAACGCCUGGACCUCUCGUCUCUAUUCCCGGAGUGUACAACGGCAACGAACCCGGCAUCAGGAUCAACAUCUACUACCCCAUCCCAGCGACGUACAGCCAGCCCGGACCUGCCGUCUGGACCGGGUAA
This is a messenger RNA of Cyclocybe aegerita, 684 nucleotides long. The record is from the annotation of a GenBank genome assembly. Lineage: Eukaryota; Fungi; Basidiomycota; Agaricomycetes; Agaricales; Hemipholiotaceae.